Protopterus annectens (West African lungfish) is the source of this 2385-nucleotide messenger RNA. RefSeq names its product odr-4 GPCR localization factor homolog (gene ODR4). The record is from RefSeq and is a predicted model, not a curated record. The coding region runs from base 241 to 1599 and encodes 452 amino acids. Gene Ontology annotation, cellular component: endomembrane system. The transcript has 14 exons. NCBI's taxonomy places the organism in Eukaryota, Metazoa, Chordata, Ceratodontiformes, Protopteridae. Gene Ontology annotation, biological process: intracellular protein localization.
CUCUUAAUUGGUUCGCUAAAUUGACAGCAAGACCUAUGGAAAUAAUGAAACGUGGGGAAGCUGGACUUGGAAUUAAAGUGUUGUUAGUUUUUAUUUUUGUAUUGCACUGAAAAGGAGUAUUGCUCAGUUUUUACUGUUUUAUCCGCUUGAUAUUUUCUUCCAGUCGUGACAGACUGUGGUGUCUAUGAAAACAGCAAAUACCGACCAAAUUCUGUAUUUAUUGGUCACAAGAGGCUGGUAAUGGGAAGAACGUAUUUUGUAGAUGAUGCUGUUGGACAGUACCUGUCGACCCUCAACACAAAGGGAAAGCCUUUUCUAACAGGUCUUUUUGUGGGACAGAGCUCAUCACAGAAGGAUUAUGUCAUCCUAGCAACACAAACGCCUCCCAUGCAGGAUGUGGGAGAAGAGGCUCCAAUUAAUAAGAAAGGAUCACUGCAGCAAGACGGGCAAUCUGAGGAAUGGGCUGCAGAACAUGCCAGGCAGGUGUCCCGAAUGUUACCCGGAGGGCUGACGGUUAUUGGUGUGUUUAUUGUAACUCCAACCGAGCUCACAAAGGAAGUCCAAGCCUUGUUGCAGAGACUCGUGUUUGCGGUGGAAAAGGCUGUUAUGAAGGGCAAACUCUGGGCUGCUGGUGAGGAAGACGUAUCUGACCGAGUGGCUCUUCACAUCUGCUCAACAACAAAAAAAUUUGUGUGUCGAACUUACGAUGUUCGAGACCACAAGUGCUCCCCAAAACCAGCUGACUGGAAGUAUCAAAAUGGAGUGUCUGCGUCUUGGCCUUGUGUUGAGUGUGCUAUCUCUGUUGAUAUCCACAUACCUGUUUCUGAAGUCUCCACUUCUCAAACAUUAGAAAAAAAUAUCCAGAAUGGAUUAGCGAGGUGGGCAAAACAGGUUAAUCAGAGUGUCUGUCUGAUUAAUGGUCAGUUAAAGUGUGAAGACAGUGAGCUACUUGAAGGACAGAAAAAGAAUGUGAGAGGUUCAGGACACCAUAGUGCUCCGACUUUCGUGGUUCAGCUCCUAAAACCGAUGCCACAGACGUCGGAAGAAAGGUCUACUGCUGCUGUCCAGGUAUGCAGUAGCUCAAUUAACCUGAAAGGUGCAGUAUUCUGUAGAGCUUACCUCCAUACCAAUAAGCCAAAAGUGAAGGAUGCCAUUCAGGCAUUAAAGAGGGAUGUGUGCAACACUAUUUCCUCUCGCUGUGAGAUGCUUUUUGAGGAUCUUCUUAUGAGCGAAUCAUCCAGCACAAGUGGUGCAGAAAAAGAAUUUCAUGGUCUUCCAAAGAGGGUGUUUGUUCCUCUUACUGGAUCCAGUGUCAUGUUCUGCGAUUAUAUGUUUGGAGACGAGUUAGCAGCAGACAUUCAGGAACGCUUCUCUGAGAUGCUGGACUAUGACACUGAUGACCUGCAGCUGGAUAUGUCCAAGGAAGAAGUAGCAGAUCCAGAUGCAUUUAAGAACUCUGAAGGGGAAAAAGAAGAAUUGAAAAAUGUUGUCACUGACCAAAGCAAAAUUUCUAAAAUCCGUCAGAAUGUAGGUGUGGCCUUAGCAGCUGCUGUUACCCUUGUUGCCGUUGCAUUCUCUGUCCUCAGUUUCAGUGACUAAGUGUUACAGCAUCAGGUCUCCAAGACGUCCCACAUAAUGCAAGGGAGGUCUACAGAGCCAUGAUCUGGAAGACUAAAGUUCAAGCAAACUCAAGCGAAGGAAUCCAUUACUUUGCCUUUACCUGUGGUAUGAGCCUGGGCAGUACCAAUCCUGCAGAUACAUCAUUGCUAAAUGCCCCUAGAGUGGGUGGCUCAACACGCCUAAGAAACCAAAACCUUUCACCUUUUUUUUUUUUUUUUUUUGCUUUAUAAGAUGAUUCAGUUUCCAUUUAUUGAUUUUUGAAUCCUGCCCUGCUAGUAACUUAAUAUUUACCUUACAUCAUAAAAAACAAGUUUAAGCUUGUAUCCAGUGUCAUUCCUCUGAACGUUUUUAUUUUCAUUUAUAUUUUGAGUGUUUCUGUUUUGAAAUAAUUCUGUGAACAGAUGUCUUUCCCAUCCACAUUUACAAAAAAAAUAAAAAGUCCAGAAGAUGAGUUACACUGAAGAACUGUUCUGCCUCCCUUUCAGAGAAUUGGAAACAUAGCUGUAAAAGAUCAUGUUUAAAGGGGCUAAGAAAAUAAAACAUAAGGUGUAAUCAUUUGGACUCGAACUCACACCAGAUGAUUUGAUCUGUACUGAGUAUAUCAGGUUGCACUUUGGAGCAUGAAAUGUGCCUAAUACUUUUUGAAUUAGUAAAUUAAAAUGUCAGCCUGUAAAUUAACUACCACUUGCUGUUUAAAUGCACUGGUAAGUCAUCUAAAAUUUUUAGAAAAAUAAAGUGUUUAAAUAACCAAGUUUACAAACAGUA